GCCACCGGGCAGAGGGGUGCCGGGGGUCUGCCUGCGGCGGAGAGGGGAGGUGGGGGCACGCAGGGGCUCCACAGCCUCCACGGGCAGGGCCCCUCCGCUCCUUGGCCAGGGGGCCGCGGUUGGGCUGUGGCUGCCUGCUGGCACCGCUGGGCCUGCACUGCCCCUUCCCCUCCACGGCCUCCGGCCCUGCCCCUCAGCUGGCACGGCCGGCACACAGCAGCCCCUGGGACAGCCCCCGGGGGCUCCUGGCCCCGCAAGGCGCUCACUGCUGUUACUCUCCUCUCCAGCAUGUGUACUCUGUGGCCGAGGGGAUAACAACCCACCUAUCUUCGGCAAGAGAUAUGAGAUGUAUGGGAUGUGUUUCCAUGCAUUUUGUGUGGGAUUUGCCAAUGGCCUCUGUCAACAUGGAAUUGACAACCAAAAUAAAGGACUUUUCUAUGUUGAACACCUCAUACACACCUUGAUGCAGGCAGCACAGACGCUCUGCUUCGUCUGUGGCAAUUUCGGGGCCACCAUCACUUGCGCAGAGGCGGGCUGCAACCGCAGUUUCCAUUUCCCCUGCGCCUCGGAGGGUCAGUGUGUCACCCAGCACUUUGGCCAGUACAGGUAAGGGCUGCCAGGCAUCACCUGUGGACUUUCAACCCCUGCUGUCAGCACCAGUCAAAGCAGUGAGAAACGCGCUGCGACAGCUCCCAGCAGCCUGACAGAGCCAGAGCCAAGGCCUGGGGCUCUUUCCUGUUCCUCUGCCCUCCUCGCAGCACUUCUCACCUUGC
Molecule: messenger RNA, 773 nt
Organism: Gallus gallus (chicken)
Lineage: Eukaryota; Metazoa; Chordata; Aves; Galliformes; Phasianidae
Product: PHD finger protein 7-like
Exons: 3
Coding region: 347-610 (87 amino acids)
Source: RefSeq, a predicted model, not a curated record